UGGGCCCCUGUACCGCCUCCUCAUGCUGCUGCCAGGCCCGUAAUCUGCCAUGGGCCCCCGUACCGACUCCUAAUGCUGCUGCCCAGGCCCGUAAUCUGUCAUGGGCCCCUGUACCGCCUCCUCAUGCUGCUGCCAGGUCCAGAGUGUGUCAUGGGUCCCUGUACGGCCUCCCAUUGCUGCUGUCUCCAUCGCCACACUCUGCCAUGUGCCACUUUCAGGUCUCCUCACACUGCUGGUGGGUUCCAUUUUUGUCAUAGGGUGCUGUAAUGGCCUCCCAUUGCUGCUGCCUCCACCGCCACACUGUGGCUCCACACUCUGGUUUUGGCCCCGUGACUGCCGAAAUGAGUGAAGUGUGCGGUGAUUCUAAGAUCGACGGCACUCAUCUGCAUGUCAUACUGACUGACAGUAUUAUUUCUCUUCCCCAGCAGACUCCAAGGGCAUUUAAAUUAAAGGUACAGUGUUCUGCACUAAUAUAA
Molecule: messenger RNA, 476 nt
Organism: Staurois parvus
Lineage: Eukaryota; Metazoa; Chordata; Amphibia; Anura; Ranidae
Source: the annotation of a GenBank genome assembly